AUGAGUUUCACUGAUAUCAAAACUGAAGCUUGGAGUUAUUUCCAGAGCGCCACGUCUGUCCUCAUCGAGCUACUUUUCACUCCUACCGGCCUGCUUGCUGUACGCGCAUUGGUUGCAAUGACUUUUUUCUCUGAAGGGCUCGGCAAUCCCGCCCUUGAGUACAUGUUCUGUACCAGUGCAGCGCGUGUGGCUCAAGCGAAAGGACUACAUCGAAGACCAGCCAAAGCUUGGAAUCUAGCUGCUCAUGAUGAACUACACUAUAGUUGGUUGGUUUGGGCGAUAUACUGCUGCGAGAAACAUAUCGCUCAUCGCUCUGGACGACCGUCUGCCAUAGACGACGACGAGAUUAGCUGUCAAAUCCCCUCUGAAUCCUGCCCAGGAAGCACUCUUGACGUGGAAGCAUUCAUGUAUCUUAUUCAACAUUCGCAAAUAUCCUCUCAGGUUUCUAAGCGACUUAUGUCUGUGAAGGCCUUUCAACAGCCACCAAACACCCUGCUGGAAACUGUAGCUCAGCUGGAUCAUCAGCUGCGCGAAUGGAGAGAUUCUCUUCCGGCAAAAUUGAGACCUGAUGACCGCCUAAGGUCUCUUCAGGUCCCCGGUGACGCCAGGUAUUUCCCCACAAUCCUUAUGCAUUACGCUUAUUACGGAAGCUUGAUGGCAAUCCAUACCAUCUUUGCCUACCCGUGGGUAUACAGCACCAUUUUUGGGAAUGACAGGGGUAUUGUGACGCAAGAUCAAGUGAUUUUCAGCUCGAACACGGUUGCCGAAGCUGCGAGGAACAUUAUCAUCAUUGCAAGAGGUCUGGAGAUCAAUGGUGCAUCAAAUCCAAUGGUGCCGACAUUCUACUACCAAAUGAUUAGACUUAUCAAUCUUUUCAUACACAUUCUCAAAUUCCCGUCUCUGCCCUCUGCUCGAUCGGACGUCGCCUUGCUCGACGUAGCAGCUGGAUACUUUGGACACAUAGAAUUCAUCACGGCUGAGGAGCUCAGCUUCCCUUUUGCUCGAGACGUGGCCUCGGUCGCACGACAAACGGUCAACAAGGCUUCAAAAACCGACGUGCCCGCGAUCACGAGCGCGGAGGACGGCUUCAGUCUUGCAACUGACGCGGACAUCCCAUUUUCGCAUAUUUUCAGCGCCAGCCAAGACUUCAACCUCGAUGAUUGGAGCGUUUUCUCUGUAUUUUCCGGCGAUGCGCUGAUGAAUCGGGAGAUCGGUUUCUGA
Molecule: messenger RNA, 1221 nt
Organism: Cladophialophora bantiana CBS 173.52
Lineage: Eukaryota; Fungi; Ascomycota; Eurotiomycetes; Chaetothyriales; Herpotrichiellaceae
Exons: 5
Coding region: 1-1221 (406 amino acids)
Biological process (GO): DNA-templated transcription
Molecular function (GO): DNA binding; zinc ion binding
Source: RefSeq, a predicted model, not a curated record